UCAUCAUUCUCCAGGGAGAAUAUUCACUAAACACCCGACUUUUGAUUAUAUGUCUACAAACUUCAGAAAUGAUUCGAAUCAACAACACCCAAUACUUCCACUUCCUGCAGCAGGCAGAUGCCUUACGUCACUCAGGGUCACUCUGUGAUGCCAUCAUCUCGGUAAAGAGUCAAACUUUCAGGGCUCAUCGGCUAGUACUGGCUUGUGCUAGCAGAAGGCUAGCACAGCAGCUAGCCCAAGGAGACAUAGACAGUCCAGUUCAUUGCACUCUGGAGUAUUUCUCACCCCACACCUUCCAGCAAGUUCUAGACUUUACCUACACAGAGACUCUUGAGGUGUCUGUGGAUGACCUGCGCCUGCUGCUAAGAGCUGCUCAGCUGCUGGAGAUGCAACUGCUGGAGGACCAAUGCCAAAAGCAGCUGGAUCAUCUCCACUGCAGAGCCAGAGAGGAGAGCAAAAGAAGAGAAAUCACAGAUGUCAAAGAAGAAAAUGAAAGUGCAGAGGAGACGGAUCAAAAGCAAAAAGGAAGGCGAGUUCGAGAGCAGAAACUCCGAGAGACUUCUCCCCCAGUGGAGGAAGAAGACGACAGCAGUGUCAUGGACAACCUUUCUUCCUCUGAUCCUGCUAAGAACCGCAACAGUCCGCCACCCCCAAGAAAGAAGUCCAGACUGUCCCCUGUGUCUGCAACACCCUACAACAGAGACAGUGUCAUUACAAGGCCUGCCAGCAGCAGUUCGUCUUUCUCUUCCCCCUGGACCUUCCCUUCAAACAUGUGGAACUCUGUAAGCACCCUGAGGCGGAUAGCAGAGAACUACUCAAACUUAGUUGCAGCACACCCCCUUCAGGUCCCAAACCAGUCCUCUGUAGCAUACCCAUUCUCCCUCUCAACUCCCCACAUGUUCCCCCUACUUAGCUCCCAUUUUCCAAGCUCUGUAAUGAGCUACACAGGCAUUCAUCCACGUUAUACACAAAACUUUUACGCUGAUUCUACGGGGAUGGGGAGCAUACUCAAGCAAGGGCUGUUAAAAAGAAAAAAACCCAGCCAGAGAGCAUUUACUGGGACCGUUCAAACCAGUGAACCGAGUAACCAUGAUGUACCCAAAGACAGCACAGAGAGAGUUAAAGACUGCCAACACUGCAGUCCAACCCUUCUUGCUGAUCCAGUGCUGCCGGAGUCAGCCUCCACACCAUCAGGUGAUGCCCGUGCAGGGUGUCGGUGCUGCGGAAAAGGAGAUGCUGUGCAGCAAGAACCUAAUUCCCAUCGACAAGAACACAGAGGAGAAAAACCCUACCAGUGCCAAUACUGUCCAAAGAAGUUUAGUCUGAAACAUCAACUGGACACACACCACCGAGUUCACACCGGAGAGAAACCCUUUGAGUGCCGUCUCUGUGGUCAGCGAUCACGGGACUACUCAGCCAUGAUCAAGCACCUGCGGACUCAUGGCGGGGCAGCGCCCUACCAGUGCACGGUGUGUCUGGAGUUCUGCAGCAGCCUGGUCACCAUGCAGAGACACCUCAAGUGCCACGCAGUGCAGGACUUCCCACCUGACUGGAGCAUCAACAGCACCUACCUGUACAACUCACACAUCUGAGCCAGGCCUCACAACACAGGCACUUUUGUCUACACAAAGUUGUCAUGAGUGUAGCUUUUAAUUUGUGCCUCUCAUGUACUAUCCUUACAUUUGAGUCACAGAGCUAAGCAUCUGUUUUCUGAAGGAUAAAUCCCUGUUGAUGUUGAAACCAAGAACGUCCUUUAACAUCACUUACUUAUAUAUAUAUAUGUGUGUGUGUGUGUGUGUGUGUGUGUGUGUGUGUGUGUGAGAGAGAGAGGCACAAACUGGGGCUAUAUGUUGCAAUAACUUCUAUACAAACUGAAACUGCUCUGUAUUCACAUUUACAACUAUAGAACAGGGACAGUGAAACUUAAAGUAUUCACAUUAGGUCAUGUACGUGCAUUAAAGCCACAUCAACAGCUCACCCUCAUCAAAUGAGGUAGGUAUCUUCCUUCUUACUUUCAUAAUUAUUGGACUGCUUAUGUAAACUUUUUAAGUUCGACCUAGGUUUAUAGCGCCCUCAUGAGGGAAACCACUGUAACCUUUUUUUCUGUCGUAGUGCUCAAAAAUGCAUCACUAUGUCAAAAGUGGCUGAAAUUCUAGGUUUAAAGCCGAACAAAAGAUGUUUUUUUGUGCAGGAACAUAUAAACAGUAUACAUUCAUUGAUCCAGAUUCAUUGUCUGAAAUGACAUGUAUCUAUUUCAUCCUUAAAACUCGGACUUUGUUCUGCUCCUUUGUUAUUUUACUCCCAGAGAAAAGCAGAAAGAGAAGCAUGGCUCAGUUUUCUCCAGUUUUAGCCAACACAGGGUUGUGACAGCAUGGACUGUAUUCAAUCAACACUGACAAUAAGGAAUGUUGUGGGAAAUUAAAAAAUGUUAUUGGAAAACCCUUUAUUCUGCUCUGGUUAAUUGAGAUGAGAAUAACAGAGCUUUUGCAGCCAGUUAUGUCUGUGUAGCUAGUGACAAACAAUAACCCAGCAUUUUCUUAUUUUGUAAUUCUUCCAUUGGUGGAUUUUCUGCAUUAUCAGUCACUGAUGCUGGGCGGCUUAACUGACUGGUUGCAGUUUAAAGGCAUGGAUAUACUGAGUAAAUGUGUCUCAAAGUUAAACAACAAGUGCUAUUUAGCAUCUGUCAUACCUCUAAAAGCACCACACCAAUUAAAAGACUGUGAAGUUGUCCCAUGUGUCCUCAAAUGUAUGUAUUCACAAGGCCUAUGUUACCAUACAAAUAGCUUUCUAGAGGGAGCUUUCAGUCCUGUUUCCACUGAAAGCUAUUUGUUCAUUUGUACAGCAUUACCCUAAUGUUUAUGCGAUAGAAAAUGCAUGUUUAACACAUUUUUCAUUUAUAGACUUUAAUGGAUGAAUAUACCAUGUUUUAGACUACCAAUGCAUCAAUAAACAAGUGUAUACACAGCA
Micropterus dolomieu (smallmouth bass) is the source of this 2967-nucleotide messenger RNA. It is a transcript of the gene zbtb32, whose product is annotated as zinc finger and BTB domain containing 32. NCBI's taxonomy places the organism in Eukaryota, Metazoa, Chordata, Actinopteri, Centrarchiformes, Centrarchidae. Gene Ontology annotation, molecular function: RNA polymerase II cis-regulatory region sequence-specific DNA binding; DNA-binding transcription factor activity, RNA polymerase II-specific; protein binding. Gene Ontology annotation, biological process: regulation of transcription by RNA polymerase II. The coding region runs from base 69 to 1592 and encodes 507 amino acids. The transcript is spliced from 5 exons. The record is from RefSeq and is a predicted model, not a curated record.